Leptosia nina is the source of this 930-nucleotide messenger RNA. NCBI's taxonomy places the organism in Eukaryota, Metazoa, Arthropoda, Insecta, Lepidoptera, Pieridae. The record is from the annotation of a GenBank genome assembly.
AUGUUUCAGUUCGGAUUCAAUAUGUUUCACGAAAUAAGCAGACCUUUUAACAUGACUUAUAGAUGUUAUUCCGUUUCUAUGUUACCUGGAAAUGAGAGACAAGAUGUGGAGAGAGGUGGAAAAAUUAUAAUGCCACCCUCAGCUCUAGAACAAUUAACUAGGCUAAACAUAGAAUACCCAAUGAUUUUCAAACUGACAAAUAAGAAGACCAAGAGAAUUACACACUGUGGUGUUUUGGAGUUUGUUGCAGAUGAAGGGAAAGCAUAUUUACCACACUGGAUGAUGACCAAUUUAGUGCUGGAAGAAGGUUCUCUGUUACAAAUAGAAAGUGUAUCCUUACCAGUGGCUACAUUUUCUAAGUUUCAACCUUUGUCUGAAGAUUUUCUUGAUAUAACAAAUCCAAAAGCAGUUUUGGAAAAUUGUUUGAGGAACUUUUCCUGUCUCACAACUGGUGAUGUUAUUGCAAUCAAAUACAAUUCAAAAGUGUAUGAACUCUGUGUACUUGAGACCAAACCUGGUAAUGCAGUUAUUAUUAUUGAAUGUGACAUGAAUGUUGAAUUUGCACCACCAGUUGGUUAUAAAGAAGAAGAUCACAUUAGAAGAAAUGAGGGCAACACAGACACUGGUAUGGAAGAUGACAGUGUUGCCAUGAUGGCAGAGCCAAGCGGUUUUGUGGCCUUCAAGGGUGAAGGAAAUAGAUUGGAUGGGAAGAAAAAGAAGUUAACUAGCGAAAGUGAUUCAGAACCUCAAGCAUCUCACUCCAGACAGUCAUAUGUACGUGGUAUACCAGAUUAUGAUUAUGUUAUUGGAACUCUGAAGUUUAUCAGAAGUUCUCAGCCAUCUAGUUCUAAAGACGAGGCUCCAGAAGAACCAUUCCAAGCUUUUAAAGGAGAGGGUUUCACAUUAAGAACUGCAAAAUCUAAGAACUAA